This is a messenger RNA of Bemisia tabaci, 2235 nucleotides long. RefSeq names its product Stress-induced phosphoprotein 1 (gene Stip1). The record is from RefSeq and is a predicted model, not a curated record. Gene Ontology annotation, molecular function: Hsp90 protein binding. NCBI's taxonomy places the organism in Eukaryota, Metazoa, Arthropoda, Insecta, Hemiptera, Aleyrodidae.
ACUUCGUUUUCGUUAUCCGCCGAUUUGUCCGCAUCCGCAUGCUUCAAGUCCGUCGAACAUUCUAGUUAUAAUUUCAAUUUUGCGUAUUCAUUAGUCUUUUUCCUCUGAAAGUAAUUCGCAUUACAAUUCGUCAAGUGUAGUUUUCAGAUAUCGAUUAUGUCCAAGGUGAAUGAACUUAAGGACAAAGGUAAUGCUGCGUUGCAAGCCAAUAAUUUUGUGGAAGCUCUCAAGUACUAUUCGGAGGCCAUCGAACUAGACAGUAGCAAUCAUGUUCUCUUCAGUAACCGCUCUGCAGCCUAUGCAAAAUCAGGAAACUACAUUAAAGCCUUAGAAGAUGCAGAAAAAACAGUUGAACUCAAACCUGAUUGGCCUAAGGGCUACUCGCGGAAAGGCAGUGCAUUAGCUUAUCUUAGAAGGUUUGAUGAGUCAAUAAAAGCCUACGAGGAAGGUCUUAAACUUGACCCGAACAAUGCUCAGCUCAAAGAAGGACUCAAAGAGGUCAAAGACCAAAUGGAAAAUCCAAUCGGCGGAGACCUCUCGGACAUUUUUGCCGGGCCUUUCAACCAACCUGAUCUUUGGGUGAAACUGAGGACUGAUCCACGAACGAAAGGGCUAUGUGACAACCCUGCUUACGUUAAAUUAAUUAAUGACAUCAAGAAGGAUCCUAGCCUAUUAUUGAAAAAUUUGAGUAAUCCACUGUUGAAAUCAACAUUGAAUGUCCUCCUUAACCUCGACAUUGGUUCCUCCGAUGAUUUCAUGGACGUGGAUCAGCCAGACCCAACGCCACCGAAGAAACCCAAAGAAACCCCACCCCCUCCACCACCAUCAGAAGGUCCUGAACUAACACCUGAACAAAAAGAGGCCUUAAAAGAAAAAGAACUGGGCAAUGAAGCUUACAAAAAGAAAGAUUUCGAUACAGCCUUAAGCCAUUACAACAAAGCGGUGGAAUUAAAUCCAACAGAAAUGACGUAUUAUAACAAUAUAGCAGCUGUGUACUUCGAACAGAAGGAGUAUCAUAAGUGCAUAGAACAGUGCGAGAAAGCAGUAGAAGUAGGCAGAGAAAACAGAGCAGAUUUCAAACUUAUAUCGAAAGCCCUAGCACGAAUUGGUAAUGCGUAUAAAAAAAUGGAGGAUUGGCGUAGUGCUAAAACUUACUUCGAAAAAGCCAUGUCAGAACACAGGACUCCAGAGUUAAAAUCUAUCAUCAGCGAUCUCGACAAAAAAAUUAAAGAAGAAGAGAGGAAAGCGUACGUCGAUCCAGUCAAAGCAGAGGAAGCAAAAGAACAAGGCAACGAAUUAUUCAAGAACGGUAAAUAUGCGGAAGCAGUAAAAGCGUAUUCCGAAGCCAUUCAUAGGAACCCAGAUGAAGCUAAAUACUACAGUAAUCGGGCCGCCUGUUACACGAAGUUAGCUGCAUUUGACCUUGGACUGAAAGACUGCGAAACGUGUACGAAAUUGGAUCCUAAAUUCAUCAAAGGUUGGGUCCGGAAAGGUAAAAUUCUACAGGGAAUGCAACAACAUGGUAAAGCUUUAGAUGCCUAUCAAAAAGCUCUAGAAUUAGACCCAUCAAAUGCAGAAGCUUUAGAUGGAUACAGACAAUGUACAGUAGCUGUCAAUUCAAAUCCUGAAGAAGUGAAAAAGAGAGCCAUGAGUGAUCCUGAAGUCCAAGCAAUCCUUCAAGAUCCUGCAAUGAGGAUAAUUAUCAAUCAGAUGCAGAACGAUCCAAAAGCUUUGCAUGACCAUUUGAAAAAUCCAGAGAUUGCCUCCAAAAUCCAGAAACUGGUCAGUGCUGGCCUGAUUGCCAUUGGCUAAGACUGCAUGCCUGCCUCUCUGUGGUUAUUAUUUGCCUGGUUUUUCGGCUUUUUUGUCUCCGUGAAAGGAACUUCGAGCAAGUGGAUACGUUUUUUUUUUGUAUUGUAGCUCCGAUUCCUGAAUCCUUUGACAUCCGGUGAUAGUGUUUAGAUGGUUAAGACUCUAACCUGAAUCGAAACUUUCCAAAGUGUAAUGCCCUAAGACUUAAAAUAAUCACUUUUGUUACUGAACUAAUUUUUUAUAUCGAACACGACUUCCUUAUACUGCUUUAAAAGCUAACCGAUAAAAAAUUAUAACAGCCUGCAUUAUUGUAUGCUCAGUUAUACUGUACCGUAAAUAAAGCAGCACCUCACAUUUUAUCAAUUAAUUUUACAUUAAUUUUUACAACUAUUUUCUUCCGUUAUUAUUUUUUUAAAUAUAAAA